Molecule: messenger RNA, 396 nt
Organism: Aspergillus nidulans FGSC A4
Lineage: Eukaryota; Fungi; Ascomycota; Eurotiomycetes; Eurotiales; Aspergillaceae
Product: mitochondrial pyruvate carrier family protein
Exons: 3
Coding region: 1-327 (108 amino acids)
Biological process (GO): pyruvate import into mitochondria
Cellular component (GO): mitochondrial inner membrane
Source: RefSeq, a predicted model, not a curated record
AUGAAGUGGGCUCUCGUCAUCGCCGGUAUCUCCGACUUCCAACGUCCUGCUGAGAAGCUCUCCCUCACCCAGAACGGCGCUCUCAUGGCCACCGGUGCCAUUUGGACCCGCUGGUGCUUGAUCAUCAAGCCUAAGAACUACCUCCUCGCUGCUGUCAAUUUCUUCCUUGGAUGCGUUGGUGUUGUCCAGGUUACCCGUAUCUUCAAUUACCGCCGUACUCUAGACGGCUCCUCAAAAGCGGCCGUGAAAGAUUUGGAGCAUGAGAUUGUUGAUGAGGCGAAGGCUGUUGCCCACGAGGCCGCUGUGGUUGUGAAGAAGUCUACUUAAACCCUAUAGAUUUCGUAGGAUGCGAACCGUCGACCGGGCGUAUCCACCAUCAAUGCAUUACACCAAUUG